GUGAGAAGAGAGGGUGUUGAGGAUAGAAUUUCUGUUCCUCAAGCUAUGGGUGAUGCUGGGGGAUUGAGUGAUCAAGGAACUUUACAUCUUGCUGGUCAAGUAGGAAAAGAACACCAACCACUUCCUGAUGCUUCAACUACAAGACCCAAUCCUGCUGACAGUCUAACAGUGCAGGGUCACAAUCACGAUAGAGGGCAGACUCAAGAGCAAUCACAUCAAGGAGGAACGAAUGCUUUAUCACCAAUAAAAGAUGGACAACCUUCUCUACACAAUGGAAACGCAGAAGAGAAAUCACAAGAGAAUUCGGAGGAGCAGCACACUCUGCAAUCUAAAGGUAGUCCCAAUGAGAACUCUGAUGCUCCACAGAGAUCUGGUCCCCAGGUGCAGGAACCAUCGUCUGCAGGAACACAAGAUGCCAACGACAAUAAGAAUAAUACAGAAAACCAGAAUGUAUCAAGUGGAAGUACAAGUACGAAUGAUGCUGCACCAACACAAUCUUCUUUACCAACAUCUACUGAAACCCAUGCUACACUUUCACCACAGGAAACUGAGGGGAAUAAUGAAUCUGAUCAUAAAAACGCUGAGAAUGGCACUGCACCUGAGAAUGGCACUACACCCAAUACUAAUGAGGAAUCAACCUCAACCACCACCACUACAACCACCACCACAACAACAACACUUCCUCCUGAACUCACAAACAACAAGAAGGGUGAUGCAGACAGCAGCAGCAGUAUGAGCAGU
This is a messenger RNA of Trypanosoma theileri, 741 nucleotides long. RefSeq lists its product as uncharacterized. The record is from RefSeq and is a predicted model, not a curated record. The transcript has a single exon. Lineage: Eukaryota; Euglenozoa; Kinetoplastea; Trypanosomatida; Trypanosomatidae. The annotation marks the transcript as partial.